GCCGAUAUCGCUGCAUCUCUCGGACAAUACAGGCGUCACUAGAAUAACAGCAGUCAUUGAUUAAGCAUGCCGGGCCCUAUCGUCGAAGAUAUCCAGAUCGAGAAGGAUGUCCAGCACGACGAACACCCAGUGAUCGAGGACGUUAACGAGGAAGAUGACCACAACGACGUUGAUGCGGAUUCCGACGACGACCAGGAAGACGGUGCACAAGGUGGGGGUGACAGUGCAAAACAAAGCAGAAGUGAGAAAAAGAGUCGAAAGGCAAUGUUGAAGCUGGGGAUGAAACCUCUUGUUGGUGUUAGCAGGGUAACCAUUAAAAGAACAAAAAAUGUGAUGUUUUUUAUUUCAAAGCCAGAUGUGUUUAAGAGCCCCAACUCUGAAACAUAUGUGAUAUUUGGGGAGGCAAAGAUUGAGGAUCUUAGCUCACAACUCCAGACACAGGCGGCUCAGCAAUUUAGAAUGCCUGAAAUGGGCUCUGUUAUGGCAAAACCAGAUGUUUCUGCCGCCUCUGCAGCAGAGGAAGAGGAAGAGGAAGAGGAGGUGGAUGAAACCGGUGUUGAGGCUCGUGACAUUGACUUGGUCAUGACACAGGCAGGCGUGUCAAAGCCAAAGGCUGUGAAAGCUCUCAAGACACACAAUGGAGACAUAGUCAGUGCCAUCAUGGAGCUCACCACCUAGCCCCACACAACACAACAAUCUCUUGUGUCUUAAAUUUUUAUUAUUUUUUUCACCCUCAUUCGGAGAUGAUAUUUUUCAACUUGAAGUGGUUUCAUAAGAACUAAUGGUUAAUAUUGUCUUGUCAUGUUUUUGUUUUCUUUGUCUGAAUCUGCUUUUCCUAACAAAUGAGUGGAGAGCUGU
Lactuca virosa is the source of this 858-nucleotide messenger RNA. Lineage: Eukaryota; Viridiplantae; Streptophyta; Magnoliopsida; Asterales; Asteraceae. The record is from the annotation of a GenBank genome assembly.